Messenger RNA from Cucumis sativus (cucumber), 1969 nucleotides. RefSeq names its product snurportin-1. The record is from RefSeq and is a predicted model, not a curated record. Lineage: Eukaryota; Viridiplantae; Streptophyta; Magnoliopsida; Cucurbitales; Cucurbitaceae. Gene Ontology annotation, cellular component: cytoplasm; nucleus. Gene Ontology annotation, biological process: snRNA import into nucleus. The coding region runs from base 81 to 1379 and encodes 432 amino acids. The transcript is spliced from 7 exons.
CCUGGGCGGGUAAUAUACGGUAUCACCGCAGGGGAAUAGAAGACUGGCUUUCAUUCCGAACCACCACGAAUUGCGCGAAUAUGGCACCGCAUGACAUUCGCCGUCCACACAAACGCCCGGCGAUCUCUGAUCAGCAGAAGCGGCGGGAACUUUCUUUGCAAAGGCAACAGCAGAAUCGCCGCGAUGCUCAGCAACAAGCACGUUCCUUAGCCUCCACGCUUCUCUCCCUUUCAUCCUCAUUCGACGAGCCUAGUACCUCCGAGCCGGUGCUGGAAAUUGAACUAAACGAACUCGAAUCCGGAACGGAAUGUUCUCUGGAGAUUUUAUCGGAACGUGAGUUUAACGAACCUGCUCUGAAGGAACUCGAUGUUCGCCAGGCAUCGAAGCUCAAAAGUUCAGAGGCUCGUAAGUGGUUUUCGAAGCAACUGCUGCUUCCUGAGUGGAUGAUAGACGUUCCCGAUCGACUUAGCGAUGAAUGGUACGUGUUUGCAAGGCCUUCCGGUAAACGGUGCUUUGUAGUUUCCUCCAAUGGAACAACGAUCAGUAGGCUACGAAAUGGAUCGAUUCUGCAUCGUUUUCCUUCUUCUCUACCUAACGGAGCAAAGACAAAGAAAGCCUCUGGUUCCGGUCAAACAUAUUCUAUUCUAGAUUGUAUCUUUCAUGAAACAGAUCAAACGUACUACGUCAUUGAUAUGAUUUGUUGGCGAGGAUAUUCUCUUUAUGAUUGCGCAGCCGAGUUCCGGUUCUUCUGGCUCAAUUCCAAGCUCGCUGAAAGUGGAGCUUGUGAACUGCCUUCAUACUAUCACAAGUAUAAAUUCAGCUUGGUACCUGUAUACUCAUGCGAUCAAAAUGGUCUCCAUGCAGCUUAUGCAGGAGCAGCACCUUUUGUCAAGGAUGGUCUAUUAUUUUACAAUAAGCAUUCCCACUACCAGCCAGGAAAUACACCACUUGCAUUGGUCUGGAAGGAUGAGAAUUGCAGUCAAUAUGUUAUUGACACGGAUAGUAAUGGACAAGUUCCAAGCCAACAGCAGCUGGUUUUGGAGCUACAAAGUGAUGGGAAGGUGGCUACAUCAGAUGAUCCUCCUGUGUACUUUGGAUGCUUAGACGGUGACUUUCUCGGAAAGUUAGGUUUGUCUUCAGGCAAUUUAUUGCGAUUCACCAUUGGUGAUGGAGGGUUAACAAUUGUGGACGGGAGGAUUCAAGGGGCAGAUUUACAAUACAGUGGCAAGGUCAAUCGAGCUCGAGCCUUUGCAGAUAGUUACUCCAAGGUUAUGUUUCAAUAUGCAGCUCGUCGCUCACCUUUAAAAAUAGACGAUCUAUUAGCAUCCAUCAAUUCGUCGAAUGAUGGAGGAGGUCAUGAUUCUGAAAUGGUUGGAUAGUUGUUGAUAGCUCUAGGGAAGGAGCUAGAAAUUUUCCUGAGGGACAAAACUAAUUUUACUUUUGAACUUUCUGUAUAUAUUAUUUGUUGUGGGGGAUCCUUCCUGUGCUCUCUGGUAAUAGAUUGGCAUGGCACGUAAUACUUUUACGAUCAUUUGUCGACUCCCAUACAACAAGGGUUCCAAUAUGCUGUAUGUUGUUGUCCAUUAUAAAGCCAAGGAGAUCCUACAUCAAACUAGGGCAGCUUUCUGUUCAACCAAAUUUGAGUAAUACUACUGUGGGUGGUAUUGUUAAUCUUAAUUCGUUACUCAAAAGUUCGAAUCUGUCAGAUUUCAUGGUGUUAUUCAACGUGGGUUCAAGUUGAACGUUGGUGAAUCUCUUGCUGCAAACAUCUUCACUCCUUUUAGAGGUAAUCCUUAACGGUGAACAUUUGUAGCUAAUUUAUUGGAUUUAAUGUAUUGUAUGUUGUGACAAAUUAUUCAAAAGUAUUAAUCAAUCUUAAACGGACAAACAAGCUUCAGGUGCUGACCUUUUCAUCGAGGAUUAUUGAGUUGGUUUUACAAUUUACUGGUAAGCUUGAGAAUUGUGUGUU